Alternaria burnsii is the source of this 1179-nucleotide messenger RNA. RefSeq names its product glycosyltransferase family 8 protein. Gene Ontology annotation, biological process: protein N-linked glycosylation. Gene Ontology annotation, molecular function: glycosyltransferase activity. NCBI's taxonomy places the organism in Eukaryota, Fungi, Ascomycota, Dothideomycetes, Pleosporales, Pleosporaceae. The record is from RefSeq and is a predicted model, not a curated record. The transcript has a single exon. Bases 1 to 1179 code for a protein of 392 amino acids.
AUGCUGGCGUCCAUGGAUGGGUCAAAGCCCGCCUGGAUGAAGUCUCCAAGCCCCUGGAACAUCUUCACAAGCCCUCGAUGGAUCCGGAUCACACUGGCGACAGUAGUGAUAUUGUCGACCUGCAUCUUUCUCGCUGUGGAAACGCGCGUGUUCGACAAAAUUCCCAUGCCGGCCUUGAUCAGCCAUAAAGCCGCCGAAACCGAAAAGCCGAAACCGAUUCCCACACCACCGUCCUAUCUCGAAGCCAACGUCACUGGUACCGACAGACCGGAGAAGCUAGCAUACGUUACUUUCCUCACAGGAGAUGCCCUUGAAGGCGACGACCUGUCUUCGCCAAACAGUGAUGCAGACAAUUUGGAGGACGACAAGUACUUCCAAGCCAUCCGUAUCCUCAUCUGGCAGUUCAUUCAUAAACCUGAGACGCGCACAAAGCAUGAUGUCAUUGUCAUGGUCACUCCUACCGUCACCCAGGCACGACGCGACCGGCUAGAGAAGGAUGGCGCCAUCGUUCAUGCUGUAGAAUUUCUGCACACUGCCAACGACAGUUGGGUCCACCCUGAGUUUCACAGAUGGGACGACGUAAUGACUAAACUGCGUGUUUGGGAGAUGACCCAGUACGAUCGCAUCGUCGUGAUGGAUGGCGACUCCAUGCUGCUCAAGAAUCUCGACCCAGUAUUCGACGACCCCGCCGCUCAGCUGCUCGCUACCAAGCCGUCCAACGAUACCGGUCUGCCCUCAACUUACCUCCUCGCGUCCAACUCCGAAGUCUGGGACUCGACUCAUGCUUUCCCGCCUACGUAUGGCACAGGUCUCAAGGGCCCCGGCAACAUGAACGCCGGUUUCUUCAUCCUCGCGCCCUCGCUUCCCGUCUUCGAGUACUACAAGACGCUACUCAACACACCCGGCUCUUUCGACCCCCGAUAUCCCGAACAAAACCUUAUCAACCACGCGCAUCGCUGGGACGGACCCAUGCCUUGGCGGGAGAUUGCCUAUACGUGGAACAUCCGUUGUCCCAACGACAACGACAUUGCUAAAGGGCUAGUCAGUGUGCAUGAGAAGUGGUGGAAGCAGCCAUACAUCUACAACAAUGACAAGACGAAGCAAUGGUUGCAGUCACGGCGGUGGGAGAUGAAGGGAUGGUAUGAUGCUUUUGAGGGAUCGAACUUGACGCGUGUAUGA